This is a messenger RNA of Canis lupus familiaris (dog), 4968 nucleotides long. RefSeq names its product blood vessel epicardial substance (gene POPDC1). The record is from RefSeq and is a predicted model, not a curated record. The coding region runs from base 165 to 1247 and encodes 360 amino acids. Gene Ontology annotation, molecular function: cAMP binding. The transcript is spliced from 8 exons. Gene Ontology annotation, cellular component: sarcolemma. NCBI's taxonomy places the organism in Eukaryota, Metazoa, Chordata, Mammalia, Carnivora, Canidae.
UCGUCUCGUUUUCCCACCUCGGGGCCCACGUCUCCCGAAUUCACUUGGCAAAUUCGGCUGGAGCUUCGCUUACGGUGAGGGGCCCGCCCCGCCGCGGGAACGCACCUGGCGGCCAAGGAGCCUCCCGGGAGAGCACACGGGCUCGCGGCUGAGGGAUUUUCAAGAUGAAUUAUACCGAGUCCAGCCCUUUGAUAGAAUCACCUGCAAUAGGUUUUACACCUAAGUUAGAAAGUAUCAUACCUGUGCCUUCCAAUGAGACCACAUGUGAAAACUGGAGAGAGAUACAUCACUUAGUUUUUCAUGUAGCAAAUAUUUUUUUCACAAUUGGGUUGGUUAUUCCAACUACACUUCACCUUCAUAUGAUACUUCUUAGAGGAAUGUUAACUAUAGGCUGUACCCUUUAUAUUGUCUGGGCCACUCUCUACCGAUGUGCCUUGGAUAUCAUGAUCUGGAACUCUGUGUUCCUGGGUGUCAACAUUUUGCAUCUGUCAUAUCUUUUGUACAAGAAAAGACCGGUAAAGAUUGAGAAGGAGCUUAGUGGCAUCUACCGCCGAUUGUUUGAACCCCUCCGUGUGCCUCCAGAUUUGUUCAGAAGAUUAACUGGACAGUUUUGUAUGAUCCAAACCUUAAAAAAGGGCCAGACUUAUGCUGCAGAGGAUAAAACCUCCGUUGACGACCGUCUGAGUAUUCUCCUAAAGGGGAAAAUGAAGGUUUCCUAUCGAGGACAUUUUCUGCAUAACAUUUACCCCUGUGCCUUUAUAGAUUCUCCUGAAUUUAGAUCAACUCAGAUGCACAAAGGUGAAAAAUUCCAGGUAACCAUCAUUGCAGAUGAUAACUGCAGAUUUUUAUGCUGGUCAAGAGAAAGAUUAACUUACUUUCUGGAAUCAGAACCAUUUCUGUAUGAAAUAUUUAGGUAUCUUAUAGGAAAAGACAUUACAAAUAAGCUCUACUCAUUGAAUGAUCCCACCUUAAAUGAUAAAAAGGCCAAAAAGUUGGAACACCAGCUCAGCCUGUGCACACAGAUCUCCAUGCUGGAAAUGAGGAACAGUAUAGCCAGCUCCAGUGACAGUGAUGACGGCUUACACCAGUUUCUUCGGGGCACCUCCAGCAUGUCCUCUCUCCAUGUGCCAUCCCCACACCAGCGGGGCUCUGCCAAGAUGAAGCCAAUAGAAGAAGGGGUGGAAGAUGACGACGAGGUCUUUGAGCCCGUGUCUCCAAAUGCAUUGAAAGUCCAUCAGUUGCCUUGAUCAGAGACACUGAGGUCAAGUGACCGAGACGGAAAUUUGUCUUGAAGAGAUCCUGAAAAAUACCAGCACUUUGUCGUGGCUUAGUGAUUACCCGGCUCUCGCCCUGGUAGUCUGAGGGCAGGAUAGCGAGGAAGGGUGGAAAAAAUGGGAAGGUUAUUUCAGCUCCCCUUUUUUAUUGAUCAGCUUUUUAUGCAAUUGUUUUCCUGAGCCUCCUGACUAAACCUAGUUCUAUUUUUGAGAUACGUAUCUUCACAGUGUUUUCUAGGUGUAUUAUUGUUUUCGCUCAGCACCCUGUCAAUGCAAAAAUGCCUUUUCACUGAUUUUUUUUCUGAGUUGUGGUUCAUUUUCCUCACAGUUCCUCUCCACCGUGGCAAUGGGGUCGUCCAUUUGAUAGUUGUAACCAACGGUAGAAGUUUGAAAUUGAGGUUGAGGUAUCAUUAAAAAGCAGGGAGUCUCAGGCCUUGAAUUGUUAGCUGGAAAUUUUUAAAGAAAGAUGUGAUUUGACCAGCGUUUAUUUUUUUUCUCCCAGGCCAGACACACUGCUCCGCUAGAUCACCUUACGUAUCUGGGCAUUGUGUAGAUGGCUUGAUAAUGAGCAAAGCUCAUCAGACUUUGCUCACAUUACCCGCAUAUUAUGCUGUGUGUAAUCGGGUCUGAAACCAAAGCUGGAAAGAUAACAGAUGGAAGCAGUCCUGAGCUCAGCUUGACCUUCAGGAAAACUCAACUUACCUGUGAUUUGGAGCCAUCUUGUCCCACACACGCCGGUAUGGGCGACACUUUGGGGUAGGGAGUCAUGUGCCCAAGCAAAUGUCACAGAAUGAGGUGAUUGAAAGAGCAUUUUCGUUCUGUGAUCGGUAUUCUGAGGUUUCAGACUGUUCCUCCAGAGCCAGAGCUGUCUCUUUAAAAUGUGUGCCGGAUACCCAGUGCCAGGUUUGCGAAUGUGGACACAGCUUUGUGGGCAAUUUCCAUAAGCUGUGCCGAGGGCACCCACCUUAGAUGUUGGUGUGAGGGCUUUGACUGUAAAUCUCUCUUUUCUACCAGAAUCGUGUUUCAGGACACAGUGGUAUUUGGCUGGUGGGAAAUGAGAUGUUUGCCGAAAUCAUCAUACUGGUCAUUGUGACUGUGCCACUCAAUUGGGUGAAGCCUGUAGAUCGACUACGUGACAUCAUACAUACAUAGUGUUGAUUUUCAUUCACUAGACCCAACUUGAGUCAGUCCCCUAUUAUAUAUAUUAAAUGGCUAAGAAAAGUUCCGAAUGAAAUUACUUUCAGGUAAGCUGAGCCAAAGGCAGCCUAUCUUGCCAACUUGCCAAGAGGUGAUUUCUGUCAGAGAAAGUAGAUAAGCUACUCUAGGGUCACCUCACUUUCCUAAACCCUUUUUUUUUUUUUUUUUUUGGCCAAUUAGUUUAGUAAUUUCACUUGAGUUAAAUUUACACGCUCGGGUCAUUCACUAAGAGAAUUUCCACAGGCUGGGAAUCCAGCUCCUAACAUCCUUAUCACAUGUUGCCAUAUUAACAUCACAGUGGAAAGGCUGAUUUCACUUCACUAGUAGAGUGGUUUCUUCAGUUUUCUAAAUUAUAAAUAUAUUUUGGGGAAAUGAAGCACAGGUGAAUGACUUAGCCUUGGCUCUAGGAUUGUAAAGAUUCAUUGGGUUGAACCAGCCCUCCCUGUGCCUGAGACCACACGUGCGGGUAACUGUAACGUAACGGCGCUGGUAUGGCUUCCCUCUAACAGCCCGAGAGAGGUCGUGUAGACCAUUUAGUUCACACAAGCAUAAGACUAAUUUGCCAAAUCACUCUACAGAGUAAUUAGAUAUUCCACUCUUCCCCGAAUGGAAAGUCAUUUUAGAUUCUGCUGAGGCCACGUUUUUAAUGUUCUGUGGAUCCUCAAAAGCUUGGGAUUUCCCUAGCCUGACCCAUCUCCAGAUGUGUCUGACUUUGUCAAGCUGAGACAGUGGAAAGGGGAGGGGGUCAUCUCUUAACUGUCAACCUGCAGGUGUUUAGAGGUUAUUUUCUGUAGCGCUGGGACCAAGCAUGUGUAAAGGCACACCGCUAAAACUAGAUGACAGGAAUUCAUUUAGUGUUUUUAUUAAAACCCAUGUGUGCGUGUGCACACCCAUCAGUGUUUUUCAUAACAAAGAUCAUAAUCUCGAGCUUAGGAAUCUUAAAAGAGCCACUUAGCCUGAAUGGGAAACAUGAAACUAUUUUUUAAAUACACACCUCUAAGAAAGACAAUGAGACUCGGAGAAAAGGAGAAACAAGCCGCCGAGCAGCCCUCCCACAUAGACUUGAUAGCAAAAGAGCAGAUAAGGAAACAGAGAAGAGUUCUUAGUGUAAGAUCUCCUGUGGAUGGCUUGGGGUUCAUUUAUACAAGUGAACAAGCGCAUCUUUGUGUAAGGCGUAAAUCCAUAGACAAAAAAAAACCACGUUUGUUGCCAAAGCCACCAAUAAGAUGCUUCCUGUGUUUUUUGGUGUCCCCUUAGCUUUGUGACCAAGGUUCAGAAGAUGGUCUGCAAAAAUCAAUCUAUAACCCCAAAUCUACUGUUUAAAUGUAACAUCAAGUCUGUUGUGUGAAUCGGGAGUGUAACAUUUAUACCAGGAUGUAUGUGUCAUUUGUAGUGUUUUGAAAGCCCUCAUGUUUAUAUUUAUAAAAUGACAGCACAGAUACUAUAUAGAAACUCAGUGAUGUUUAUAUAUCUUGAAUCAGUAAUAAUGGGUGCUAUAUAAUUGCCAGUGACCAUCCGUUGCUUUCCGGGAUCGUUUCCACUUGUCCCUGUGGCUCACUUGCCCCUUCAUCAUUGGGUACCAUUUGUGUUUUGCUGCCAAUAGUGUGCGCACUGGGAGACACCCCCUUCUUCGUAUCUGGUUCUCCUUCCGCAUAUCUGCAGCUAUUCUGAUUUUCUAAUUGGGAACUGCCGAUUCCUGCCUCCCAAGUCCUAUUAUAGCCCCAAAGGUAGAGCCUCUCGGAUGUUGGGAAAAAAAUCUUUGGGGAAAGUUGGUGCGGCCAGGUAACGACUCAGGGUGAGGUGGCGCCCAGCAAGCCCUUGGGCGUGCGGGUCAGCGUGUGCAUGCCCGAGCCCUGCUCAGUGCCCUCCUCCCUGCAGACCCCAGGGAGCAGCUCUGAGGACUCCCAGUUGUUUAUUUCUUUUGUCCAUUUCUUUGGACAUUUCUAGAAGCUGCUUUGUCAGAAACCUCUGACCUUGCCAUGCCUCCAUUCCCCCACCCUUGUUUUGCAAACCUGGUUUCCCAACCUCUUUUUCUAAUUUUUUCCAUCUAAAGUGAUUAGAAAUUCCCACCUAUUCAAUUCAAGUUCAAUUCAAGGGACAGGACACUGUGUAGGGAACUCCAGGCUGCAGUGUAGUCACCGCUUCAGUCUGGCUCCAGGGAUGAUACGUUUUCUCACCGACAGCCAUUCUUUGAUUCUCACAGGAGCCCACAUACCUUGUGUGUAACAAUAUAUUGUGUCAUUUAAGAAAUCUGCUUUUAAGUUCCAUUUAUAGGUUUUUCUGUUAUAUUUGCAACCUAGUUUUAAAGUACACAGGGAUUUUAUGAAUGCUUUAUACAGACACAUUUGUAGGAAACCCAUUCUUUCUGUUUUUAGGUGCCAUUGACGUUGGUAACAUUUACUUUAUAGUCAAUUUACAUUUUGUCUGCAGAGCCUUAUAGUUUAAAAUAUCUUCAUAGAUUGUCAUUUGAUCAAAUAAAUUUCUUACUUAGAAAAUA